UCGAGAUGCGCUGCGACAAAUUCGCUGAAGCUGGGAGAGCAGAGAGAGAGAGAGAGAGAGAUAGAAAGAUAGAGAUCAUGGUGAGUGUGUCCCGGGCCGAAUUCACUAAGAGUUCUGGGGGCGCGUCCUCACUGGUGGUGUGGAGUUCAGGCGGUGACUCCAUUGGGUGAAUCGGGUAGGCGGAAAGGAGGCACCAUUCGGAGUAGGCGCUACGCGGGUCUACAUGGGGAAGGAUUGCGGACGGAUCUGCCCUUAACUAGUGGUAACCUCAAGGAAAUUAUGUUCAUUUUCCCCCAAAAAUAUACCUUAUUCAGAAAUAUUACAAAAUAAAGUUAUUUACUAAAAUAAGAUUAUGUCCAUGGGACACAUAGGCCUUCGCCCGCUGUUCUUUCUGAAUAACCGGUUGUCCUCCCCGUCUCCCUAUCUCCACAGCGUGAGUGUAUCUCAGUCCACAUCGGGCAGGCCGGCGUUCAGCUGGGUAACGCUUGCUGGGAGCUGUACUGUCUGGAGCACGGCAUCCAGCCGGAUGGACAGAUGCCGAGUGACAAGACCAUCGGAGGGGGCGACGAUUCCUUCAACACCUUCUUCAGCGAGACAGGGGCGGGCAAGCACGUCCCCCGGGCUGUCUUCAUCGACCUGGAGCCCACCGUGGUCGAUGAGGUCCGGACCGGCACCUACCGGCAGCUCUUCCACCCCGAGCAACUCAUCACGGGCAAGGAGGACGCGGCCAAUAACUACGCGCGGGGCCACUGUUCCAUCGGCAAGGAGAUCGUGGACCUGGUCCUGGAUCGCCUCCGGAAGCUGGCGGACCAGUGCACGGGGCUGCAGGGGUUCCUCAUCUUCCACAGCUUCGGGGGCGGCACCGGCUCGGGCUUCACCUCCCUCCUCAUGGAGAGACUCUCCGUCGAUUACGGCAAGAAAUCCAAGCUGGAAUUCUCCGUCUACCCGGCGCCCCAGAUCUCCACCGCCGUGGUCGAGCCUUACAACUCGGUGCUGGUCACCCACUGCACCCUCGAGCACUCGGACUGCUCCUUCAUGUUGGACAACGAGGCCAUCUACGACAUCUGCCGGCGGAACCUGGACAUUGAGCGACCCACCUACACCAACCUCAACCGCCUGCUGGGUCAGGUGGUGUCGUCCGUCACCGCUUCGCUGCGCUUCGAUGGCGCCCUCAACGUGGACCUUCUGGAGUUCCAGACCAACCUGGUGCCCUACCCCCGCAUCCACUUCCCGCUGGUGACCUACGCGCCCCUCAUCUCGGCCGAGAAGGCUUACCACGAGCAGCUGUCCGUGGCUGAGAUCACCAACGCCUGCUUCGAGCCGGCCAACCAGAUGUUGAAGUGCGACCCACGCCAGGGCAAGUACAUGGCGUGCUGCAUGCUGUACCGCGGAGACGUGGUGCCCAAGGACGUGAACGCUGCCAUAGCCACCAUCAAGACCAAGCGCUCCAUCCAGUUCGUGGACUGGUGUCCGACCGGCUUCAAGGUCGGCAUCAACUACCAGCCCCCAACCGUGGUGCCCGGCGGUGACCUGGCCAAGGUGCAGCGCGCCGUCUGCAUGCUGAGCAACACCACCGCUGUGGCCAUGGCCUGGACCCGCAUGAACAUGAAGUUCGACAAGAUGUACGCCAAGCGGGCCUUCGUCCACUGGUACGUGGGCGAGGGGCUGGAGGAGGGGGAGUUCCAGGAUGCACGGGAGGACAUGGCCUCGCUGGAGAAGGACUACGAGGAGGUUGGCAUCGAUUCGGCAGAUCUGGACAAGAGGGCCGAGGAGGAAGAUUGA
This is a messenger RNA of Mobula hypostoma (lesser devil ray), 1782 nucleotides long. RefSeq names its product tubulin alpha-1A chain-like. The record is from RefSeq and is a predicted model, not a curated record. Lineage: Eukaryota; Metazoa; Chordata; Chondrichthyes; Myliobatiformes; Myliobatidae. Gene Ontology annotation, molecular function: GTP binding; structural constituent of cytoskeleton. Gene Ontology annotation, cellular component: microtubule; cytoplasm. Gene Ontology annotation, biological process: mitotic cell cycle; microtubule cytoskeleton organization. The transcript has 4 exons. Bases 535 to 1782 code for a protein of 415 amino acids.